ACGUGUAACGUACAACCACGCGAUCCACGUUUCUCUCACAUUAAACCGGCGCCUAGAACACUCCACAACAAUUUUUUAGUGAUUAGAGAAAUUUUAGUCAUUUUAUCACCGUUAUCUUACCAAAUUAUCAAAAUAUUAACAUCACUUUUUCUAGAAUUUCUCGCUCGCCUUUCCUUUCUGCAUACGCCUCUUUUCUCUGUCCAAACGGCUUCGCUUCUUCUGAACAUGGCGGGGAAGCUAAUGCACGCCGUUCAAUAUGAUAGUUAUGGUGGAGGAGCCGCUGGUCUGAAGCAUGUUGAAGUUCCAGUCCCUACUCCAAAGAAAGAUGAGGUUUUGAUAAAGUUAGAAGCAACUAGUCUAAAUCCGGUUGAUUGGAAAAUUCAAAAGGGCAUAUUGCGGCCUCUUAUGCCUCGUAAAUUCCCUCACAUUCCAGGUACUGAUGUGGCGGGAGAAGUUUUAGAGGUUGGACCAGGAGUAAAGAACUUCAAAACUGGUGAUAAAAUUGUGGCUAUGCUUAGCCAUGCUUCAGUCACUGUCUCACUGGAUGAAAAACAACGAUGGACAGGAGGUAAAUCAGGGGAAAAAAAAGCAUUGAACGGUGAUGUGUUAGAAGUCUCAUGUUUACUAGAAUUGAAAAGCACACGAAAAAAUUUCUGGGGAAUGACUGGAGGUGGACUAGCCGAGUUUGCAGUGGCUAAGGAGAGCUUGACAGUUGCAAGGCCAGCUGAAGUUUCAGCAGCUGAAGGGGCAGGCUUGCCAGUUGCCGGCCUUACAGCCCAUCAGGCCCUCACUCAGUCUGUUGGGAUCAAGCUUGAUGGGAGUGGCAAGCAGGCCAACAUUCUAAUAACUGCUGCCUCAGGUGGUGUGGGUCACUAUGCAGUUCAGCUAGCAAAGCUUGGAAACAUACAUGUGACAGCCACUUGCGGAGCCCGUAACAUUGAGUUUGUAAAGAGUUUAGGGGCUGAUGAGGUCCUUGAUUACAAGACUCCAGAAGGGGCAGCUCUGAAUAGCCCAUCUGGACGGAAGUAUGAUGCAGUGAUCCAUUGUGCCACUGGGAUUCCUUGGAGUACUUUUGAGCCUAAUUUGAGUGAAAAUGGGAAGGUUAUAGAUAUAACUCCUGGCGUUAAUGCCAUGCUGACUUUUGCUCUAAAGAAACUUACCUUCUCCAAGAAGCAGCUGGUGCCACUGCUUAUGGUUCCCAAAGCUGAGAACCUAGACUAUCUUGUUAAACAAGUGAAGGAAGGGAAGCUUAAGACAGUUAUAGACUCAAAGCAUCCCUUGAGCAAGGCUGAAGAUGCUUGGGCUAAGAGUAUUGCUGGCCAUGCUACUGGAAAGGUUAUUGUGGAGCCCUAGAUAAAUAUAUUGUUCUUAAAUUGUUAAAAGGUUACUACUAUACAGGUUGCGUAUGUGGGCCAAACAUGGAUUGUACAUUAGAGUAAGCAUGCUUCUGACGCUAUAUGUUUGUGUCUUGCUUUGUAUUUAUAUCUUCACGCUUUUGUGAACGGUUGAGAUUGGUUUAUUUUGUCUUGCAA
Hevea brasiliensis (rubber tree) is the source of this 1532-nucleotide messenger RNA. Its product is annotated as chloroplast envelope quinone oxidoreductase homolog. The record is from RefSeq and is a predicted model, not a curated record. The transcript is spliced from 5 exons. Bases 226 to 1353 code for a protein of 375 amino acids. Gene Ontology annotation, molecular function: oxidoreductase activity. NCBI's taxonomy places the organism in Eukaryota, Viridiplantae, Streptophyta, Magnoliopsida, Malpighiales, Euphorbiaceae.